UUAGUCGAAUUCAAUUAGAACGCAGAGGCGCGGAGGAAAAUGUCAGGUCUUCUCGGCAAUAAUUAAAUUAAAACAACACAAUUGCCAGACAAUCACUUUCUGAAGUUCGGGGAUAUAUAUCGUGUUCUUGAGUGUAACAGUUGAAGGAGUCCUCUCCUCUAGGGUCUACUCAAGAGUUGAGAACAUGAACACUGCACCAGCUUAUCCCCUGGCCUCCCUGUACGUGGGGGAUCUUCAUCCUGAUGUUACUGAGUCUAUGCUGUACCAGAAAUUUUCACCUGCUGGACCAAUCAUGUCCAUUCGUGUAUGCCGUGAUGUCAUUACUCGCAGGUCUUUAGGAUAUGCCUACAUUAACUUUCAGCAGCCUGCAGAUGCGGAAUGCGCUCUUGAUACAAUGAACUAUGAGGUCCUCAAGGGUCGUCCAAUGAGAAUCAUGUGGUCACAACGUGAUCCAGGUCUUAGGAAGUCUGGUGUUGGGAAUAUCUUCAUCAAGAACAUGGAUGAGUCUAUUGACAAUAAAGCACUUUAUGACACCUUCUCUGCAUUUGGAAAUAUCCUGUCCUGCAAGGUUGUGUGUGAUGAGCGUGGCUCCAAAGGCUAUGGCUUUGUGCACUUUGAGACACAAGAGGCUGCCAACCGUGCCAUUGAGACCAUGAAUGGCAUGCUGCUGAAUGAUCGCAAAGUACAAGAGGCAGGUAAAGAAAUGGAGACAGACAGUGCAGAUCCAAGCAUUGCAAACCGAAAGCUCCAUUCCCUGUGGAAAAAUUGUCAGCUGUCGACAAUUAGUUUUGUAGGCCAUUUUAAAUCCCGCAAAGAACGUGAGGCGGAGUGCGGAGCGAAGGCUAUGGUCUACACUAAUGUUUACAUCAAGAACUUUGGAGAAACUUAUGACGAUGAGCAACUUAUGAUAAUCUUCUCAGAGUUUGGGAAAACACUGAGUGUUCGUGUGAUGCGUGAUGAGCGAGGUAACUCCCGUGGCUUUGGCUUUGUGAACUAUGAGAACCAUGAGGAUGCUCAGAAGGCUGUGGAGGCGAUGAAUGGGAAGGAGCUGAAUGGGCGGAUCCUGUAUGUGGGCCGUGCUCAGAAGAGGCUGGAGCGGCAGGGGGAGCUCAAGCGCAAGUUUGAGCAGAUCAAGAUGGAUCGCAUCCAGCGCUAUCAGGGGGUUAAUCUCUAUGUGAAGAACCUAGACGAUAGCAUCAACGAUGAGCGACUGAGGAAGGAGUUUGCUCCCUAUGGCACCAUCACUAGCGCCAAGGUGAUGACUGACGGCGGCCACAGCAAGGGCUUCGGAUUUGUCUGUUUCACCUCACCGGAGGAGGCAACCCGCGCCGUCACGGAGAUGAACGGCCGCAUCAUCAGCACCAAGCCGCUCUACGUGGCAUUAGCUCAGCGGAAGGAUGAGCGGAAGGCCAUCCUCACCAACCAGUACAUGCAGCGGCUGGCCAGCGUCAGGACCAUGCCCGGAGCCCUGGUGACCAACUACCAGCAACCUCCCUACUACAUCCCCACCAUGCCUCAGCCCCCAGGCCGUCAUCCAUACAAUGCUGGUGUCCGCUUUGGCCCAAGAUGGACUACUCAGCCUCCCAGACCACAGGCGCUCUACGCUGCUCAGUACGUGACGACCCGCCGGGCCUCCACCCCCAUCAGCAGUGUCCAGCAGGCCUCUACACAGGCGCCGCGCGUGGCCAAAAACACCACGCUAAGGAUGGCCAACAUUGGUACCCAGACUGCAGGAAGACGAGCAGUCGCUGGGGCUGUGAGUCGUGGGGUCAGCCAGUACAAAUACUCCAGUGGAGUCCGCAACGUCCAGCAGGUGAUCCCUGUGCCUUUAUCCCAUGUGAACCAGCAGGUUCCAAACAUCCCUGUGAUGGAGCCAGCAGUUCAUGUGAGGGGACAGGAACCUCUCACAGCCUCUAUGCUGGCAGCAGCUCCACUCAUGGAGCAGAAACAGCUGCUGGGUGAGCGACUGUACCCUCUGAUCUACGCCCUGCACCCCAACCUGGCGGGGAAGAUCACAGGCAUGCUGCUGGAGAUAGACAACUCUGAGCUGCUCCACAUGUUGGAGUCUCCCGAGUCUCUGCACUCCAAGGUAACACACAUUUUGAGGUGGACAUGUUUUUUAAUCAAGUACAGCUCAUAUGUAUAGCCAACCACAGCUCAU
This is a messenger RNA of Clupea harengus (Atlantic herring), 2161 nucleotides long. RefSeq names its product embryonic polyadenylate-binding protein-like. NCBI's taxonomy places the organism in Eukaryota, Metazoa, Chordata, Actinopteri, Clupeiformes, Clupeidae. The record is from RefSeq and is a predicted model, not a curated record. Gene Ontology annotation, molecular function: RNA binding. Bases 185 to 2146 code for a protein of 653 amino acids. The transcript has 15 exons.